This is a messenger RNA of Halichondria panicea, 4472 nucleotides long. RefSeq names its product POC1 centriolar protein homolog A-like. Gene Ontology annotation, molecular function: protein binding. The transcript is spliced from 16 exons. The record is from RefSeq and is a predicted model, not a curated record. Bases 904 to 2274 code for a protein of 456 amino acids. NCBI's taxonomy places the organism in Eukaryota, Metazoa, Porifera, Demospongiae, Suberitida, Halichondriidae.
UUCGAACAGAGAUACAAAAGAAAGGGGAUUGGAAACGAAAUUUUUACGAAAUUUUUGCGUGAAGCAUUCCGCGUUAUAGGGCGUGGCUAAAACUACAAAGGAUUAUAUUUAUAGUCAGCAUGCUCAUUACCAGUCUUGACUGCUCUACAAUGUGCUGUACAUAGAAACAGUGAAAUUGAUCAUUUUUAAUGUUGAUUUUUCUAAAAAGUAAAGAGAAUUUAGCUCUAAAAAGUCGACUAAGCCAUGCAGCCACUAUUACUAGACAAAUAAAUGCUAUGCAAGAAGAAAUAGCCUUUACUAUGAAGUCGUAGGAGGGACAGGCCCGUGGCGUGUCUAAAAGUAUACUAAAGCAGUUUGAAGGACUAUACUGCAAACGUUUAUGAACAGUACAGCUUAUCUAUAGCAUGAAGCCAUUCUAUGUAGCACUUAGAUACAUAAUAACCAAGUCAAGCAAUGUCCUUUGCUGUUUUGACUUCACAGGAGGGACAGAGAAAAGUUGACAUAGAGUAAUUCAAGCUAAACUCAAAAAAAUUGGAAACAGAGUAAAGACAACGGACUUAGAGCUUGUCAGUGGUAUAAGCUUACUUCUCUCAAGUAUCUCCCAGGCCCUGAGUGAUCUCUAGUGGAUAGGAGAGCUAGAAACCAGGGAUAUAAAACUUUUCCAUGUAAUUAUUUGCGAGCGCAAUAAUUACACGGAGUGCUUCACCGGAUGUCAGUCCUUUUACAUAGGGCGUGGGCGGUCGUUUCCAAUCCCCUUUCUUUUGUACAUGUAUCUCUGAUUCGAAGGACUGCCCUAAAAAGGUCAAAGGUCAUCUCACAUGCACUCUAUUUAAAUCAAACGGCAAAUGAAUAACUUAAUCUUGCAGCUACAAAAAGAUAUACAACUAACAAGAGCUUUAAAGAAUGGCUAACAUGGAUGACCCAGCUCUGGAGCGUCACUUUAAGGGCCACAGAGACACAGUCACCAGUGUAUCCUUCAACCCGAACAUGAAGCAGUUGGCUACCGGCUCCAUGGACUCUUGUCUCAUGGUCUGGCACUUCAAGCCACAGGCCAGGGCCUAUCGAUUCGUUGGUCACAAGGAUGCCAUUCUCUCGGUGGCGUUCUCUCCCUCUGGACAACUGGUGGCCUCUGCCUCUAGGGACAAGACUGUUCGACUGUGGAUACCCAGCGUCAAGGGAGAGUCGACAGUGUUCAAGGCUCACACUGCCUCUGUGCGCUGUGUAGACUUUGCCAGUGACAGUCUAUCUCUCCUCACAGCCUCUGAUGACAAAACUGUCAAGGUGUGGAGUGUCAGUCGUCAGAAGUAUCAGUUCACGUUGAGUGGGCACAGUAAUUGGGUCCGUAGUGCCAAGUUCUCACCAGAUGGUCGCCUCAUUCUCUCGGGGAGUGAUGACAAAACAGUGCGACUCUGGGACCGUACCAACAAGGACUGUGUGCAGACCUUCUAUGAGCACGGAGGGUUUGUGAACACUGUGGCCUUUCAUCCUGAUGGUAACUGUAUCGCUGUAGGAACCACUGACAACGUUAUCAAGAUUUGGGAUGUGAGAGUCAACAAGCUUCUGCAGCAUUAUUCUGCUCACGGUGGAGCAGUCAAUGGGUUGACCUUUCACCCCUCCGGUAACUACCUCCUCUCAGGAUCAUCAGACAACACUCUCAAAAUAUUUGAUCUGGUUGAGGGUCGUCCAUUCUACACCCUCCACGGUCACAAGGGCCCGGUGAUGGGAGUGGAAUUCUCACCCUCUGGAGAAUUCUUCUCAUCCGUGGGAGCAGAUGAACAAGUACUUGUGUGGAAGACCAACUUUGACAAAGCCGACUACAAAGACACUCUCCACUCACAUGGCAGGACUCCCGUCCCCUCACGCCCACACACACACGACCCUCCAAAUGUGGGGAUGGUGGUCACAACUCAUACACAUCAGAACAAGCCACGCCCACAAGAACUGGACCCCACUCGUACGCCCACAGAUCGCAUGACCCCUGUACCACACGUCGUCAACGUAGGGCCGCAGAUGUUCCACAAACCAACCCCACAAUUCAUUGAGCCCACCCCCCUAAUAAAUGGAGGUGUGGACAAGAGUGAGACCACACCCCUCGAAGUGAUGACAAUGUCCCCACAGUUGACCAACACCUUGGAACACAUUGUGGGACAACUAGACAUCCUGACACAGACUGUGUCCAUUCUCGAGGAGCGACUGACAAUGACAGAGAACAAAUUAAAGGAAUGUCUGGACAACCAACAAAGAAUAACUCUGCAGAUACAACCAACUAGCUAGCAUAAUAUCACACACUACACAACACACACACACACACACACAUGUACACACACUAUCUCAUUGUACAUGCACAUAAUUACAAUGUAUAUUGCUUUUUAUUAUCCUUAAUUAAUAUCCAAUUUAUAACAGUCAUUGUGGCCUGACCUCGAUGAGUGAUUGGCAUGCAUGUUUCGCUUUCGCUCAAAAAGAGUGUUAUAAUUAUAUAGAAGAGGUUGUGUAUAAUUAUUGUUGGUAAAUUAGCUUCCCCUGCAAGCAAGACAUGAAGACCUAAAAGCUACACAGUAUAAUCCUCGACUGAGAGGUGAGGCUAAUUUAUGAGACUAGACCAGCCCCACCCUCCUUGAAGCUGAGGUCGAGGACAGUGAGUGAGCAUGUCUUCUUCUAUGAUCAGCUCGGUUGGUCUGCUCUCCCUUCUACUUGUGCUCGCAGCUAGCUCACAGAAGUCCCCUUCUGGUUAUAGCCUGACAUUCUUACUCACGGUCAACGAUACUUGGUAUCCGUGUCUACAGACGGUCAAGACUCCGCCUCUCAAGCCGGACCAGCUGUGGAACGAGACCCAGUCGAUAGUUGUGGGAAAGUGUGACCAUGGACCACUUACAUUCACUAUUGCUGAUAAAGGCAACGGCAAGAGCUCUGUCACGAUUACCUUCUUCUCGGUAUUAGGUGCAUCACCCCCGUCAUGCAAGAUAGAAUGGAACUACAGCUACAAGGAACCAAAGACGACCGACCCCACCGAGUCACUGCUACCCGGCUGCUUCCUUGCUGAAUCCAGGGAGGGCUAUCACUUGACCUACUACUGGUUUCACAUCCUGGACUGGAGGCUCUGAGGGUCCCCUCAUAACUCUAUGCUUUGUGUUAUGUACAUUACUUUAUAUGUCGUGCUUUUUUGCAAAAUUGACCUUAGGCCACAACAAGAGGUAGUUCUGUUUCUGGUCAGGUUGCUUGCCUGAUUACGUGAGGCCAGGAGGGACAACAGCAACUGAGCCACACAUAUUUGCAGUGUCAUCACUUUUUUAUUUUUCACAGUUUGUCUUUAAAAACGGUUUACAACACAAUAAUAACAUCUAAAUAACAUACAGGAAGAGGUAUUUUAGGCUUUGGCAACCAGAACAUUGAACUGAGAAUUGUCUCUAUAUCAAACACCUAUAAAUUAUGUCAUUGCACUAGCUUGAGCCAUUGUACGUGCUCGCUCUGUAUCAAAGCAAAAUGAGACCACAUAAUUAUUGUUUUAGCAUAAUAACAUCUUUCACUGCAAAAUACAAGAUAGUAUAAUACAUUAAUACAAGAUACAAGCACUAGCUUACUGAAUAUUGAAGUGUUGUAUAGGUGCUGUACAUGCAAUACCCACUCAACCUAAAGUGAGUGGGUGUGGUUUGCGCAUGCGCAUUAGGUGUGUUGCUGAAAAAACAGCCCAGUGAAAUAUUGAGCGGCGGAUGGACCAGAAACAGAACUACCUCUUGUUGUGGCCUUAUGAAAGAACUGGCAGGAGGGAGGUGGACUGUAGUUGUGCAAUGCGCUGUUUGCACAGAUGCAAUCCUGGUAUCCCUGAAGGGGAAAACCUUGCGAGCAAGACCAGCCCCACCCCUCCUUCCCCAGGACAAACCUUCUGCUAUCUGUAUAGAUCUACAUGUGCAGAAAAGAUCAUGUCUUCUUCUAUCAGCUCGAUUGGUCUGCUCUCCCUUCUAUUUGUGCUUGCAGCUAGCUCACCAAACUCCCCCCCAAAAGUGACGAGCGUAACAUUCCUACUCACAGUCAACGAUACUUGGUAUCCGGAUGAGUACCACAAGAAAUGUCUACAGACAGUCAAAACUCCACCCCUCCUGCCGGACCAGCGAUGGAACGAGACUCAGUCGAUAGCUGUGGGGGACUGUGACCAAGGACCACUUAUAUACACUGUCACCGACGAAGGUAACGGCAAGAGCUCUGUCAUAGUAACCUUCUUCUCCUCGGUGAUAAACGAUGCAUCGCACCCGUCAUGCAAGAUAGAGUGGAACUACAACUACAAGGAACCAAAUACGACCGACCCCACUGAGUCACUGCUACCUGGCUGCUUCGUUGAAGACUCCAGGGAGGGCUAUCACAUGACCUACUACUGGUUUCACAUCCUGGACUGGAGGCUCUGAGGGUCCCCUCAUAACUCUAUGCUUUGUGUUACGUACAUUACUUUAUAUGUGGUGGUUUUUUUUUGCAAAAAUUGA